AUGGUCUCUUCAUUCAAGCAGUCGUGGCCCGUCAGAGGAGCGGUAUGGCUUUUCAAUUUUGCCCUAAGUCAAUGGUUUCUUGUCUUGCUUGGCGUGUUCGUUGCUUUGGCCCAUUCUUACCCCGAGUUUGCCAAACAGGGCGGCACUAUUAAGGCCCAGUAUAGUAUUCAGUACGGAGCGGUGGCGGUGAUCUUCUUGAUUUCCGGUCUUUCUAUGGGAACAAAAGAUUUGAUGGUCAAUAUGAGCCAUUGGAGAGCUCAUUUUACGGUGCUUUCAAUGUCGUUUUUGGUCACCCUGGCAAUUAUCUAUGGCUUUGCCUGUGCUAUAAGGCUGUCCCAUGACGGCGCUAUCGACGAAUGGUUGUUGGUGGGAAUGAUAGUGACCCAUGCUUGUCCUACAACGGUUCUGUCCAACGUGGUGAUGACAAAACAGGCCCACGGAAACGACAUUUUGACGCUUUGUGAGGUGUUCAUAGGCAAUUUGCUAGGCGCCUUCAUCACGCCGGCUUUGGUGCAAAUGUACUUGCGUGGAACCUGGGCGUUCGGAAACCCCACUCACCAGGGCUCGGGCCUGUCAGAAACCAUCCAGCAGCUUUACGCCGAGGUGAUGAAACAAUUGGGAUUGUCGGUGUUUGUGCCGCUCUUUGGGGGCCAGGUGGUGCAAAAUAUAUUUCCAAAACAAACUAAAUGGACAUUGCUGACGUUUCGUCUCAGCAAGGUGGGUUCGUUCAUGUUGCUUUUGAUCAUGUUUCAAUCAUUUUCCACGGCUUUCGCUCAAAAAGCCUUCGAGUCUGUAUCGCACGCAUCGAUCAUUUUCAUCGUCUUCUUUAACAUUGGCAUCUAUCUAUUUUUCACACUUUUGUGUUUCCUAUGGUCCAGACCGUACUUUAUCAAAGUACUCUUUUCCGAAGAACCAACACCACAGCAUUCUCGCUCGUAUCGCUUUGGAUACAAGCUUCUAACACCAUUCUAUUACAGCCGUAGGGACACCGUCAGUGUCAUGCUCUGUGGUCCUGCCAAAACUGCUGCUCUUGGUGUCUCCUUGGUUUCUUCUCAGUACGGCUCGCAUUCGCAGUACUUGGGAAAGUUGCUUGUUCCGUUGGUUUUGUACCAAGCCGAGCAGGUAAUGACGGCCCAGAUUCUCGUAAACUUUAUGAAAAAGUGGAUUCAUGCUGAGGAUAAGCCCCAAGAUGUGGAACUGGAACAACCAGAAGAGCAACAAGAAGGAACAAGCACCGAUGUGAACAAUUCACCAACGAGAAAAUCUCACGAUUCUACCAGCCAGGACUCAACAUGA
This is a messenger RNA of Meyerozyma guilliermondii ATCC 6260, 1296 nucleotides long. RefSeq names its product Rch1p (gene RCH1). NCBI's taxonomy places the organism in Eukaryota, Fungi, Ascomycota, Pichiomycetes, Serinales, Debaryomycetaceae. Bases 1 to 1296 code for a protein of 431 amino acids. Gene Ontology annotation, cellular component: plasma membrane. The record is from RefSeq and is a predicted model, not a curated record. The transcript has a single exon.